AUGGCUUUCGUGCCACUCCUUACUGUAAGCUUCCUCAUCUCUUCCCUCCAUCCAUGUGAUGCCCGAGUCAUCAUUGGUGGACCACCAUCCUUUUCUCCUAAAGACUCUCAACCAUUCAAGCGAGCAGAUGGAAACUGGUCCUCUUUUCCUCUCAGCGGACAUAAUGACGUGCCAGCUGAGGUUACAGCGCGGGAUCGGCUGACAGAAUACAAAAUACACUGGGCUGCCUCUACUAUGUCAACCCUUUCUUCUCGUGUACUCAGCCGUAGGACAAACACGAGUCAAGUGAGUGUUAUCGGGCCUGGGAUGGUCUCAACUAGGCCGCCACUCAGUGGGACUUUGGAGAAAGAAAAAGCCUUGACAUCUGUGCUCAGUUCACCCUCCGGUGACAAACCAGUGACAUCUAGCAGUCUACUUAAAGAGACAAGUGAUUUAAAGGAACUUGGUUCAGGUAGUACAACAUUGAUGCUUGAAACGGAGGAAGUGCUCACGUCUGUGCCAACCACUACUGAUAAAAUGGCACAGUAUCAACCACCAGCACAGACUAAAAUAGCUGAUGUGCGCAAUUCAUCGGUGGACACUCAAACUGUGGCGCCUCCAACAACUGUGCCCAGAGCUGCGCUGUUUCCCGUAGUAACCCAGGCCACGCCUCCUACCAUUGUAUUGCCAGGUGAUUUGACACCUUCCACUGACGGAAAGCAUGAGUCAGAGGUUGCGCUGACUUUAAACAGACCUUCCACCACCACGGACGGCUCCAAUGGAAAACAACCGCUAACUCCCAGAGAGCCAGUUAGCAAUCAAAGCAAGAUUUCUCUUUCAAAAAUGGUGACAGAGAAAGUCGCUGCAACAACUGCAGCUAGUAUCCUAAAAACAACUGGAAUGGAUGAGAAAAUAUCAACCAGAGCAGCAAGGAACUUGUCUUCGCUGACUGCCAGUGUUGCACCAGUCGAGCCGAAGAACCGCUCCAAUUUGUUAGUGGAUCCUCAUCAAAUUUCUAAGCCAUCCCUGUCACCCAGCGCUGAGACCUCCUCAAAUGGAAGCCUUAUCUACUGGGGCAACCUGAGCAGGAGUCUGUCUUUUGCGUGGCAGCUCCAUGUCUACGGGUCAGCAAGCCUUUUCUUGCUUUUGUUUGCCGGUUCUGCUCUUGGGCUCAUCUUGUCCCCAGGUUCAAAUUGUCCUCAUCGGGGGGCUCUUGCUCUCGCCAAUACACUGUUGUUUCUGGUCGGGGGACUUAGGGCGUGUCUCUUUCUGAUUGACCCCUACGGGACACAGAAAGUCCUGCCUCGAUCAGCAGUUGCAGCCAUUUACAACUUGCCGCUGCACUUCCUGGUGUGGACGCAGGCUGCCUUGGCCCUGCUGGCCUUAAGGGUGGCUGGAGUAACAGUGUUACCUUCAACAUUGGAGCGUCCUCCCCUAGUUGCCGUACUGGCAGUGCUGCAGUGCACGCUGCUGCUGGCGGCAGAUCUGUUUUCCCCAGCCCUAUCACCUGUAGUGCCUGUCACCCUGCAAGUUCUCUCCCUGUGCUGGGGUCUAGGUCUCUGUCUGGGAUUCCUGUUUUAUGUCUUUCCACGUAUACGAUGCCCUCCCAUUGCUCACCUUGGAGUUGCUGAAGAGACCAGGAGAAAGGCUUGGACGGGGAGCAGGAGAGAAGGAGUGAUUCUUGGAAAGGUUCUGGCAGCUUGUGCUGUACUAGGAUCACUGUGCUGUGGGCUACAUGUUCAUGCCACCCUUUGGCUCUAUGGACUUCUAGGGGACUGGAUGAGCUUCAACUGGGGCUGGUGGCUGGUUCAUUUCUGGGCUAGACUCCUAGAGCUGGCCUGGGGUUUGUGCCUCUUGCUCUUGGCCUCGUGGCUGUUCUGGAGGCCUCAGUGUUGCAGAGGAAGAGACGAGGGCGGAACAGGAGACGGAAGAACAACAGGAGACAUGCCGUCGCCCGGACAUUCUGGAGGUUCCUCUAAUAGACACACUUGCUGGUCCAAGAUAGUCCAGAGUCUGACGGGGAAGCCUUGCAAAAAGUCAGAGAGUAAUGGUGUUGGCGGAGGAGGACAAGCCGAGGUUCCCAACAAUUGGGCUGGCCAAGAACGAUCUGGAGUAGACAUUACAAAGAAUCUCAUCAGGAACCAUAAUCACGAUCAAACAGGUGUCCAACCACAGAGCGUCAAAGAUAGCAACCGAGCACGCAACCACAGGGGACAUUCUGCAGAACGUGGCAUAUCUGACGGCUCUGCGGGCUCCCUCCUAAGACUACAGGCCCUAGGACUGACUCCACAACGUUCGGUCAGCGGAAGUGUGGAUCCGGACAGGGAUACCUCUCUCUCACUAUGUGAGUUUGACCUUCGUCCCCCUUCUCCCAUUAAUCUCACCCGCAGCAUCGACGAGGCUCUGCACCGUGAACACCUGCUUGAAGGUGGAAGCUUGUUCCAUCCUUUUAACCAAACUUCACAAUCUCCCUCCCCUGGAUCAGGAGUCAGCCCGGGUCCUUGGCUGCGUAGGAACAGUGACCCUCAGUUUUCAGAGAGCAGUGAGGCUCCCACGGAGUCUUCCAUGCCUCUGGGGGGCAGCAUUCUUAGCAGUGUGCCCAGCAGGCAGGUGACUGCUCCACCCACACCGUCCCAUCAGGGUCACAGGUGGGCUGGGAACGAGGCGGGAUACGUACCCUCAUCAGUGUCCUGCCCCGUUUCACUUCACCCGUCCAGAACAUCAACGGGACAUUUGGGGGAGGAUGGAGUGGACGACACGCGGCCCUUUAUCACGCCAGACUCUGACCGGGGACGGGGGCAGGCCACUAGGCCUGUCGCUUCACGAAGUUAUCUGGAAGUCAGCCGACAUGACGACUCUGCUAGUGUGAGCAGUGAAAUUAUUGACCUAUGA
Molecule: messenger RNA, 2871 nt
Organism: Nerophis lumbriciformis (worm pipefish)
Lineage: Eukaryota; Metazoa; Chordata; Actinopteri; Syngnathiformes; Syngnathidae
Source: RefSeq, a predicted model, not a curated record